AUGGAAUGCAAGUUCCUUCAUCUUUUCGCGAUACUGUGCUUGUUCGCUUUCCCUGCGGCUGUUGGCUGGUUCAGUGUCCUCUCUUGGGCUGAAACCGUCUCUGUUGCUAGGGAUGCAUGGGGGUUACUCUCCCGGUACAAUGUGCCCUUCUAUCAUCAAGAUACAACUGAUGCUUUGCCUGAGCAGUCCAGACACUCAGUCAAGGAGUAUGUGAAUUCGAUCCUCGGGUCACUCAACACUCCAGCCCCACGGCUCCAGUGCCCAGUACCAGAUGCUAAACGAUACAAUCCCCUUCGAGAGCCUGCCUCUGCAGUGCCAGGAAUCGACUACAUCUUUGCUGUACGGGUGGUGAAUAACCUGGACCAGCUGCCCACACUCCUUGGCGCCGUUGUCAAUGCCAUGAUGCUCCUAGGACCAUACCGUUGCGCCUUGACAAUCAUUAGCAGCGGCUGGAGACCCCCAAUGGACGAUGUGCUGGAAGAAUUGCGUCUUGGGAUCGAACACCUAGGUGCAGUUUACAACUACACCUCCUUCGCUUACGGCCCUCGCGUUUAUAAACAUCGCAAUCGGGCGAUAGGCGCUGUGCGGAAUGCCAAGAAAGAGGUGUCAGAAGACGCGACGAUUGUCUUCCUAGACGACGUGGACAUUUGUAGCGAGGAUAUUCUUGAGUUGAUUCUUCAACGGGAGAACCUGGGAGCCGAUAUGACAUGCGGCAUGCAAUGGACUCUUCGCAAAUCAAGCGACACUCCCUUGUUUAAGAACGACGGAACUUGUCGAGAUAUGCAGGGGGACAAGUUCGGUCACGUCGCGCCUGAGAAGUGGACUCAGGGGACGGAUGUCAAGGAAUACUUCUGGAAAUCGUCCAAAGACCAGGCUCGGUUUGACGAGAAGCGGCCCUUCCAGGUGUUUUCCUGCUGGGGCGGCGCAGCAGCCUUCGCGGGCUCUACCUUCACGAGACUCGAGCAGACGUUUAGAUUGCCGGUAAAGGGGGCAGAGUGCACUCAGCCAGACACGAGACUAUUCUGCAAAGACAUGUGGUCCCACGGUCGAGGAAAGAUUGCAGUUGUUCCCAGCGUCAACGUUGCCAGACACCAGGACGAUGACUUCAAUGUCAAGAAGAGCAUAGGGUUCACUGCAGAUCUGGUGCGGGGACAGGACCCCAAGGGAGAUCGGAUCGCCUGGGUGAAGGAGCCGCCUAAGGAGGUGCUUUGCUCCAAGAAGAGGUGGGAAGCGUGGGAUACAGGUUUGCCUUUGGAUGAUCCGUGGGAUUAUGAGCUGCAGGAGGAGGUUUCAUGA
Messenger RNA from Fusarium falciforme, 1296 nucleotides. RefSeq lists its product as hypothetical. The record is from RefSeq and is a predicted model, not a curated record. Bases 1 to 1296 code for a protein of 431 amino acids. Lineage: Eukaryota; Fungi; Ascomycota; Sordariomycetes; Hypocreales; Nectriaceae. The transcript has 2 exons.